Helobdella robusta is the source of this 876-nucleotide messenger RNA. RefSeq lists its product as hypothetical. Gene Ontology annotation, molecular function: protein serine/threonine kinase activity; ATP binding; AP-2 adaptor complex binding. Gene Ontology annotation, cellular component: cytoplasm. The record is from RefSeq and is a predicted model, not a curated record. The transcript has 8 exons. The annotation marks the transcript as partial. Lineage: Eukaryota; Metazoa; Annelida; Clitellata; Rhynchobdellida; Glossiphoniidae. Gene Ontology annotation, biological process: regulation of clathrin-dependent endocytosis; positive regulation of Notch signaling pathway; protein phosphorylation.
UUCAUUGGAAAGUCUUAUACCAUCAACUCACAACAGUAUGCUGUCGAAGAAGUCAUUGCAGAAGGUGGUUUCGCCAUAGUAUUUCUGGUGAAGGCGAGCAAGACGAACAAGAGAUAUGCACUGAAGAGAAUGUAUGUCAACAAUGAACAGGACCUGGCUGUGUAUAAGAGGGAGAUACAAAUUUAUAGCUGUCUGUCUGGUCACAAAAAUAUCACAACGUAUAUCGACUCGAGUUUAACGAAGAUAUCAAAUAACAUUUACGAGGUUUUAAUUCUUAUGAAGUAUUACAAAGGUUCUUUAGUAAACCAGAUGAACGAAAAGAUGUCUCAGCAAUGUAGCUACACUGAAAAAGAACUCUUUAAGAUAUUCGCAGACCUAUGUGAGGCCGUCUCUAGACUGCAUCAUUGCCAAACACCCAUCAUACAUAGAGAUCUUAAGGCCGAGAACAUCUUGAUAGAUGAUGAUGGUACGUACAUGCUGUGCGAUUUCGGUAGUGCCACGUCAAAAUUUUAUGAGCCCAUCAAAGUCGGGGUUCAACUCGUCGAAGAUGAGCUGGCUAAGUACACAACUCUGCCGUACAGGUCGCCUGAAAUGGUUGACCUUUACUGUGGCAAGGUCAUUUCUACCAAGGCCGACAUCUGGGCACUUGGUGUACUCUUCUUCAGACUCUGUUACUACAGCAAUCCAUUCAACGACAGUGUCCUGGCCAUUCAGAGUGGCAACUACAGCCUGCCGGAUCCCAAAAAGUAUUCUAAUGAUGUCGUCGGCCUCUUAAGGUACAUGCUGACGGUGGAUCCAGACCAACGACCGGACAUCUUUCAAGUAUCCUACCUCGUUUUCAAAACAUUGGCAGUCCCGUGUCCAGUUCAAAACUUA